AUGGCCUUCACUGCAUCAGAUAUCUGUAAAAUCAUCUUUGCCAUCAUCCUCCCGCCUCUUGGUGUCUUCCUUGAGCGUGGUUGCGGAGCCGAUUUGCUCAUCAACAUCUGUUUAACGAUCUUGGGUUAUAUUCCCGGCAUCAUCCAUGCUCUCUACAUUAUCCUCAAGUAUUAA
Coccidioides immitis RS is the source of this 174-nucleotide messenger RNA. Its product is annotated as plasma membrane proteolipid 3. The record is from RefSeq and is a predicted model, not a curated record. The transcript has 3 exons. The coding region runs from base 1 to 174 and encodes 57 amino acids. Gene Ontology annotation, cellular component: membrane. Lineage: Eukaryota; Fungi; Ascomycota; Eurotiomycetes; Onygenales; Onygenaceae.